AACGAUUCGGUACUUCGAGUCACGAGUUAUUCAGUAACGAAUACAUACGGUUUGCUACCGCUCUAAUAAUGAGCUCGAAUUAUAAACUUCGUAAAGUAAUUGACUGCAACCAGGGUGCUGUUCGGGCAGUACGUUACAAUGUUGACGGUUCAUAUUGUUUGAGUUGUGGAUCUGAUAAGAAAAUUAAACUAUGGAAUCCAAAGACAGCAUUAUGUCUCAAAACAUACGGUGGUCACGCUGAUGAGGUUACAGAUGCGGCAGGAAGUUGUGAUAGCUGUCAUAUUGUUUCCUCUAGUCUUGAUAAAAGCAUAAUCUAUUGGGAUGUUUCCACAGGCGUACCUGUACGUCGACUCCGGGGUCAUGCUGGAGGGGUUUACUGUGUUUGUUUAAACGAAGACUCUUCAAUUGCAAUAUCUGGUGGACGCGAUAAUGCAGUUGUAUGUUGGGACAUACGGACUCGUCGCUUAGAACCUGUGCAAAUAAUGAAAGAUGCAAGCGACAGUAUCACGUCGAUUCAAACUAAUGAGCACAAAAUAAUUACUUCCUCUCUAGACUGUUGCAUUCGUCAAUAUGACAUACGUGUUGGAGAGUUAGUAUGUGAUAACCUUUGUGAACCCGUAACAUUUUUGAAAUUAACUCGAGAUGAGCAAUGCCUUUUAGCAGCAUGCCAAGAUAGCGCAGUUCGUCUCAUAGACUGUGAGACAGGGAGUUUAUUAUCAGAGUAUAAAGGACACAAAGCUGAGGAUUUCCAGGUUGAAUGUGGCAUUAUGGCGAAUGAUGCACAUAUAGUUUCAGGCAGUAGUGAAGGCUGCGCUUUAAUUUGGGAUCUACUUGAAGGAAAAAUUUUACAACAAAUUAAAUUAGGUAGCAAUAGAGGAGUUGUUAACUCACUAGAUACUCAUCCUAAAGACAGCGAUUUUGUAUUAACUUGUCGAAGAGAAAUAUAUUUGUAUAGCACAGAUGUAAAUGAAGAUUUAAUCCUGAAUGAAAACUAGUUUAAUAUGUAUUUAUCAGAGAAAAGCAAGGAGCUACUUGAAUUUGGAAUUCGUUUAUACCAUUGUGCAUACAUACAAGUGAUAUUCUGCAUUUCGACUCGAAUCGAAAUUUUCUCCGUUUGGCAACUUUGGUAUUCUGCGUUCCGUUUCCUUUCGAUCAAUCUUCGAAAUUUACGAUUAUACCUAUUCUACAUUUCGAUCGUAGUUCCGUUUUUCUAAGUUGCAAAUUUGUUGACGGAGAACGUUUAGAUUGUUAUUUUCGUGGGUUUAAAUAAUAAAAUU
This is a messenger RNA of Rhagoletis zephyria (snowberry fruit fly), 1277 nucleotides long. Its product is annotated as WD repeat domain-containing protein 83. Gene Ontology annotation, cellular component: catalytic step 2 spliceosome. The record is from RefSeq and is a predicted model, not a curated record. Gene Ontology annotation, molecular function: protein binding. Gene Ontology annotation, biological process: mRNA splicing, via spliceosome; intein-mediated protein splicing. Lineage: Eukaryota; Metazoa; Arthropoda; Insecta; Diptera; Tephritidae.